AUGGCCAGCAUAGACGAAAUUUUUGCGAAAUCCGGCCUGCCCACAAAACGCAAGGGCGAUCCCGUCCGCGACCCAAACGAGGUCUACAAAGCCACCAAGACGUCCUCCGCCAACAGGUCCCGGCAUGCACACGUCGACGAAGAAGUCGGAGACGAUGACACCGAAGCAGGACCCGCUGCCCCCCCACUAAACGAAGACGACGACGAUUACGGGCCCUCUGCCCCUCCCGACGAUGACGAAGACGAGAACGACGAUGAAGAGGGCAGAUUCUUUGGUGGCGGCAUCUCAGCGGCCGAACGCAGGGUGUUGGAUUACAUGGACAAAAGGGGGGAGGACCUGGGCGACGACGUAGACGAGGAAAUCGACCUGGCUUGGCUGAAGAAGACCGCGCUCGCGUUUGAGAAGAAAAUAUCCCGCAAUGCUGAGCUGCGUGCGCGUUAUGAGGCGGAGCCAGCUCGGUUUAUUGACUCUGAGGCGGACUUGGACGCCGCGAUUAAGGCGCUAUCGAUUCUUUCCGAGAAUUCGGAACUGUACCCUAACUUUGCGCGUCUCGGGUGUGUGGGAAGUCUGGUAUCUCUGCUGGCGCAUGAGAACACGGAUAUUGCGUUGGAUGCGGUGGAGAUCAUUGGGGAGUUGACGGAUGAGAAUGUCAUGGCCGAAGAGGAGGACUGGGUAGCGUUAAUGGAUGCGUUGUUGGAGGCUGAUUUGGUGGGGCUGUUGGUCAGUAAUUUUGGGAGACUCGACGAAACACAAGAGGCCGAUCGCGAUGGGGUGUAUCAUGCUAUGGGGGUUAUUGAGAACUUGUGCUCGAAGAAGGAGGUUGCCGACAAGAUUGGUGCAGAGGAGUCCCUAGUGAAGUGGUUGUUGGAGAGGGCCGGGCGGAAAGAGACCUCGGUGUCGCAAAACAAGCAGUAUGCUGCCGAGGUGCUGGCCAUUCUGGCGCAAGCAUCGGAAAAGAAUCGGGUCCGGCUUGCGGAACUGGACGCGGUCGACCAAUUGCUACAGCUGGUGGCAACUUACCGGAAACGGGAUCCUGAAAAGGGCGGCGACGAGAGAGAGUACAUGGAGAAUCUUUUUGAGGCGCUGACCAGCCUCGUACACGAGCCGGUGGGUAAGGCCAAGUUUGUCGAGGCCGAGGGCGUCGAGUUGUGCUUGAUCAUGCUCAAAGAAGGGAAACUCAGCAAGCCAGCUGCGCUGAGGCUGUUGAACCAUGCAGCCGGGGCCCCGGCGGGGGCUGCUGUUUGCCAGAAAAUUGUGGAUGCCGGCGGUCUCAAGACGAUCUUCACCUACUUCAUGAAGCGGCCGGAUAAGGCGUCCACAGAGCACCUAGUUGGGAUCUUUGCCUCCAUGCUCCGACUCUUGCCCGGAGAGUCGGCUGAACGAAUCCGUACGUUGGCGAAGUUCGUGGAAAAGGACUACCAAAAAACGGCCGAGUUGAUCAAGCUCCGCAAGAUCUACGCGGACGAAGUCCGCCGCGAGGAUGACCGCAUGGACCAAAAACGAAAGGGGUUGGAUCGAGAAGAUUGGGAUCUUUUAGAGGAUGAAGCAUUUCUGGGGCGGCUAGAAGCGGGAUUGUUUGUUUUGCAAACAAUUGACGUGAUUCUAGCGUGGCUGGUCGCAGAGGACGAUGGGGCCAGGAAGAAGAUCCAAGAAUUGUUAACAGAGCAAGGCGGUCUUGCGGCAGUGAACAAGACCAUUCAAGAUCAGAUCAAGGAGAUCAAUAUCGAUUCUAACGAUGGAAAGGAGACGAAGGAGAUGCUCACAACACUAGCCCAGUUCCUCCAAUAG
Molecule: messenger RNA, 1788 nt
Organism: Dichotomopilus funicola
Lineage: Eukaryota; Fungi; Ascomycota; Sordariomycetes; Sordariales; Chaetomiaceae
Product: Catenin-beta-like protein
Exons: 3
Coding region: 1-1788 (595 amino acids)
Cellular component (GO): spliceosomal complex
Source: RefSeq, a predicted model, not a curated record